GUCCUGUUUAUCUUCCUUUCUUUUCAUCUUCUCGGCGGGAUAUUCUAAUUUCAAGUUUGAUCUUCCCUCAAAUUUGCCCAAGUUUUAGUCUCUUUUUUAUUUAUCUUUUUCAUUUAUUUUUCGUGUUUUUGUUGGGUUCUUCUCAUAUUUUUUAUAGUCAUAUUGUUGUCAAUUAAUUUUCUCCUUGCUUAAUUUAUGCUCUCUCGCUUUUACUUUUUCUUAUGGGUUUUCUCCGGUGUUGCUUUAUUGUUUAUUAGAAAUCACAAUUUGGGGUGUAUUAGUUAGUUUCUAAUUAUUUUGAUUAUAAUUUCUUGCUAGAGCUUUUAGGUACAUAUUAGUAAUUGUGCCUGAUUUGCAUAUGUAUCAUGUCUCUUUGAUGAAUUUUGUCUUUGUUAUCAACUACUUAGUGCCCAAAAAAAAAAAGGUCUUAUGGAAAAUUUAACGUAUAAAAAAAUGACUGGAAGUAUGAAGUGGAUUGUGCACUUAAGUGUUUGUUGAUAUGCUCGAGUCAUCUUAGUUGGAGUAAUUAUAUUGUCUUUGACCUUUUUGGGUUGUAGCAGGAAAAUCUCUAGGUGUGACUGUGCAAAGACUCUCGUGAAGAAAGUUAAUUGGAGUAUUUCGAUUGAUGUGGUUCUUGAGCUUGCUCUUGAAUUUUGUUAAUGCAGCAACAUGACUUUUUAGCGGAGUUUCCUUUUUGCCGGUAGAUUCAAAAGACUAUUCAGCAUCAGAAAGUUCAUUGGCACUUUAUAUGAAAGUGACCGACUGUUCGGGAUAUACAAAUUUAUUUGUUAUUAGAUCAUAUAUUCAUAUUCAAGUCUUGUGAACCCUGCUGAAGCUGAAAGAGAAAUGAAUGAUGCUAAAAGAAUCUUUUGCCGGCGCACUCUAAGAGAGCUAAUUCUCUUAGAGAGUUUCACUCUUUGCUCAAGUUAAAAUAAUCCAGCAUGAUGUUAAUCGUGUUCGUGAGUCCGGCAAAAUCAAAGAUGACAUAGUGCCUCAUAGAGCCUCGUGUAUCUAGCACACGCCUUAACAACACAAAAUUUGAUUACUAAGGGAAUUUGACGCAGGUGACAGUUAUAUAGAGUUGUUGGUGGGGCUGUCAAAAUAUAUUGGCAGCCCUAUUUCUUCCAAGAAAAAACACAAGACCAACUUAAACAAAAGAGUGUCUUGCAGGAAAAUUAUUGUUGUUUGUAUGAGGGUUGUCUGAUAUUGGUGUGCAAAUUGGGGAAGGCUGUAUAUCAUCAUGGCUUCGUUUUCUGGAAUCCUCCAAAGACCUGUAGUUGCAGCAUCUGCAGUCGCUAUAGCUUCUGUAUCUACUGAUCUUCAUGAAAAAUUUUGGCCCUCAAAAUCGAUAGAGAAUUCUUCUUCUGAAGCAUUGCAAGAAAAGAUAACAUCAUGGGUGUCUCAGAUAUCCGUAUCUAAGCUUACCAAUUUGUCCUUCGUCACCAGAAUACGUGUUCCAAGUCCCAGCACCAGCACCAGUUCUGGUUCUGUUUCAAAUCUUUCGUGUUCUUCCCUAGGCACUUCUUCCGUGUUGGUCAAUUUUUAUCAAUCAGCAGCAUUGGCCAAGUCUGCAAAUCCAUCAACAUAUACUUAUACAGUUCCUUAUUCGCCUUCGGAGGUGUUGUAUAGAUGGCAUUUACCAGAGCCAAAUGCCGUUGAUAUUUCAGGGAAUUCUGAUUGUUCAUCAGUAAAGUCUAGGACUGUGGUAGUAUUGUUGGGAUGGUUAGGUGCAAAACAGAAGCAUCUAAAGAGAUAUGCAGAGUGGUAUGCCUCAAGAGGAUAUCAUGCCAUUAUAUUUACUUUCCCAAUGUCUGAGAUUCUUAGCUAUCAAGUCGGGGGAAAGGCAGAGCAGGAUAUAGAACUGCUUGUGAACCAUCUUGCUGAUUGGUUAGAAGAAGAGCAUGGAAAGAACUUGGUCUUCCACACUUUCAGUAACACGGGAUGGUUAACUUAUGGUGUCAUUUUGGAGAAGUUUCAGAAACAAGAUCCUAUUUUAAUGACAAGAAUCAAAGGUUGUAUUUUUGAUUCUGCUCCUGUAGCUGCUCCCGAUCCACAGGUAUGGGCUUCUGGAUUCUCUGCUGCCUUUUUAAAGAAGAAUAGUGUUGCAACCAAACGCAUCAUGACUUUAAGCAACAAAGAUGCAGAUGUGACAAUAGAAACCAAAACUUCUGCGGAUGCUAAGCCUGCGGUAACUGAAGCAGCUUUACUAGUAGUACUGGAGAAGUUCUUUGAGGUGGUUUUGAACCUUCCCGCCGUAAAUAGGAGACUUUAUAAUGUUCUAGAUCUAUUGACAUCUGGGCAACCAAGUUGCCCACAAUUGUACAUGUACAGUCAGCACUUUCUACACCUCAUGUUGAUCAUUUCAGAAAUGACCCAGAAUUAUAUACUUUACAGCUUACCCAAUUUCUUGAGGAUUCCAUUCUAAGCUCUUGCAAACAGUCUUCCUGAAUAAUUCCUAACCACAUUCAUUCUUUUAGCCUUUUCUUCACUUUUUACCAAAUACUUUGGUAAAACUUCUGUUUUCCAACUUUAAAACAGAUAUACAUUUAUAAUACAUUGGUGUAGGUUUGUUAAAUAUACAGUAAGAAUAAGAUUCUUUUAUUUUAUUUUAGUUGUUUCUGUGGUCUCCCAGCAAUAAAGUUGCUGCAUUGUAACCCAAUUUUAUAUAUUUAUGUAAUUAUGCUACAUGCCAUUCUUGAUAAUCUUGCCAUUGACCAUUUCUCCUUGGUAAGAGCACAGUUAGGAAAGAAACUAUUAACAUGGAUAAGCCUAACAACAGAUUCUACUCUUUACUUUCAAUGUUUUAAAUUGUUUAUCCACUUCUUUAGGAUUGUACAAAAUGAUGACUCCUUGCUA
This is a messenger RNA of Nicotiana tabacum (common tobacco), 2856 nucleotides long. The record is from RefSeq and is a predicted model, not a curated record. Lineage: Eukaryota; Viridiplantae; Streptophyta; Magnoliopsida; Solanales; Solanaceae.